Paramecium pentaurelia is the source of this 1211-nucleotide messenger RNA. The record is from the annotation of a GenBank genome assembly. NCBI's taxonomy places the organism in Eukaryota, Ciliophora, Oligohymenophorea, Peniculida, Parameciidae.
AUGAUUGAAAAAAAUCAAUAGCUUUUAUGCAUGAAACAUUCAGAAUAUGCUACGUAGGUUUAGUUAGAUGAGUAAUUGAAAGGUUAAUAAAAAUAUGUAUGUAAUAAAUAUUUAAAUAAGGAUAUACAGUAUUUUAAGUUAACUGCUAUCAAUAAUUGGUAAAAUAGAAAGAAGAAGACAUAAACUAAAUAGUUAAAUUUGCUAAGUUAUUCGAUGAGAUAAUUCAAUCAUUUCCAUACAAUUUUAUAAGAAUACACUAUAAAAAAAGAAAGAUAUGAAUAUAAAUUUUAAUCAAAUCAAAAUGCUGAUUUAAAAGUCUAUAGAAGAAAUGAAAGAUUUAAAGCAAAAAUUAUAUUCAUGUAGUGCAUUAUAGGAAGUAAAUGUUUUAAACUUUAGCGAAGAUUUUUUAAUUGAAAGUGAAAUAAGAUAGAUAAAAGAGAUAGCUGCUAAUAUUCACUACUAUUAUAUCCUAAUAUUAUCAAAUAUAAUUAAAAUUAUAAGAUAAAAUUUCAAAUUUCAACACUAGUUUGAAUAUAACUUCGAUAUUGCAAGGGAUAACGCAUAAAUAAAUUUAAAUAACAAUAAUUAUGUCAAGUUCUAAGAUUUAAUUUUGAUUAUUCUAAAGUAAUUGCUGGUACUUGUAAAUAAUUAAAAGUGCUGUAUCUACAAUACAUAAGAUCAUUCAUAAGUAAAUCAUACUUGAAGGACAUGAUGAAGACAUAUGAUGUAUAGUUUUCAGCAAAAAGUGUGAUUGGCCAGUAUCUAGAGGUGAUGAUUCAUUUUAAUGUGUUCGAACUAGUUAAGAAGCAAUUGGGAGAAGAGUUGGACAAAAUAAGUAAGCUCAGGUUAGAUUACAUAAGUAAUUAUAAAUGAUAAAGAAUACUAAUUAAUUUUCUGUAGCUUUUAAGGAAAAUAGGGAUCUAGAGGAUAAAUUAAGAUAAUAAUUAAGUUUAAGAAUUAUAAAAUCCCCAUAAACAUAAAGAAAAGUAUAUUGUUUUAGUUUAAGUAAAUCACAUGACCUUAUGAUAUCAUGUAGCGAUGAUAAUUAAAUUGUAAUUUGGGGAAAAGCAUUUAAAGAAUCAUCGGAAUUCAAAUAGUUUAUCAUCACAUAAAGAAAAAGGAUCUAAAGUGUGUUUUUUUUAAUUUAAUAAUACAAUAAUUACUUGAGCUUCUUAAGAAUAAAUAGAAAGAUAUAUCAAUAACAACAAUGA